Messenger RNA from Microplitis demolitor, 825 nucleotides. RefSeq lists its product as uncharacterized. Lineage: Eukaryota; Metazoa; Arthropoda; Insecta; Hymenoptera; Braconidae. The transcript has a single exon. The record is from RefSeq and is a predicted model, not a curated record. The coding region runs from base 1 to 825 and encodes 274 amino acids.
AUGAGAAAAGUGAUUAAAUGUAGAAUUGCUGAUGCAAAGAAACAGUACUUUAAUCAACAAUUUCAUAACUGUAAAGAUGGUAAAUCUUUGUGGAAUUCUUUUCGCCAAGUGGGACUAAUUAAGUGUUCUGAGUCUAAUAUAAGUGUUGAUCUGGAUCUAAGUGGAUUAAAUGACUAUUUUGUUACAGUUGCUGGAGUGAUGAAUGGGCAAAUUAAUUAUGAUUGUCUUGAUAAAUGUGUACUGAUCAGCAGGAGUGUUUUUAUAUUCAAUCGUCUUGACUGUGAAACAGUAAAGAGGGCAAUAACGAGACUGACCUCCAGUUCAAAGGGACCUGAUGGAUUUGAGAUAAAGGUGUACAAAAUAUUAUUGCCUUAUUUCUUGUGCAUUAUCACGGAGCUAUUCAACCUUUCUCUCUCAACUGGUGAUUUUCCGUCAGCCUGGAGGAAAUCUUAUGUUCUGCCUCUGCCAAAAGUACGUAGCCCAGAAAGCUUUUCAGAUUACAAACCAAUCUCGCUACUCUGUACCCUAUCUAAAGCUCUCGAAAGAUGUGUUCAUGACCAAAUUGCAAGCUAUUUGGCCAUGCAUGAUCUCGAGGAUAAGUAUCAGACAGCCUUUCGACCUGGACUCAACACUCAGGAUGUUAUUUUAAAGCUAACUGAUGAUGUUCGCGCAAGUAUGGACUGUUCGAUGGUCACGGUUGCAGUGUUUUUUGACUUUAGUAAAGCAUUCGACUCGGUUGUGUUUGAUAUACUGAUUUACAAGUUAAGAGCGUUGGGUUUUGAUGAAACAGCAGUUAGCUGGGUAGUCUCAUACUUGAAGGGUUGA